UGCGCGGUGUCCACUGCCGUGCCAGUGGCAACAUUUGCUCUCGAUCUGCCCCAAGCCUGCAACGAUGUAGACGAUUUUCGGAUAUGGACAAAAUAUUCACCAUCAGGUUAAACUGUUGUUUGAGAAUGUGAGAUUUAUCUAAUAACAUGCGUUAGAUGUAGUAAACCAUUGUACAACAUUCAUCCAAUUUUAAAAGGUGAAAGAAUUUAAUAAUCCCUUUAAACCCAGGAAGGUGAAUAAUUGGUACACUGGAUGCUUAAAUGUCCACAGCCACAUACCUCCAAAACGUAGCUCAACCUCAACACAAAACAUUGAAAACAUACAAAUUGAUUGCUCUCACAGAACUCACAUAAUAUGCUCUAGCUUCUGCUUCAAACAGAGUAUGAUAAAAGCUGGGUGUCUCUCUGGCUAUGCAUUUGGUGUCAACUCCUCAUGCUUUCCUCAGCUGCAAACAGGUGCAAUGCCCUUUACUCCCCUUUUUGCAAACUUUACUCACCUGAAAAAAACCAAACUUUGUUUUCAAUGGAAGCAAGCUUCAAAAACAAACGGAUAUUCUCUCGCAGCAGUCCACACCGCUACCUCACCUUCGGAAAUCACCUCUGAAGAGCAAAAUGUGGGAGGUGAUGUGCAGGAUAAUUGUGGGAAUGGUUACAGUGAGGAUGAGAAAGAACUUGACCCAAAAGAGGCUCAAAGGAGAAUGAGAAUUGGUAAAGCCAACAAGGGAAAGAUGCCUUGGAACAAGGGCAGGAAGCAUAGUCCAGAGACACUUGCGCGUAUCAAGGAGAGGACCAAGCAAGCUAUGCAAAACCCCAAGGUGAAAUUGAAGCUUGCACAAGCACAGCAUUUGCGAGCAACAUCAGAAAAUAAGGAGAGGAAAGAAGAAAUACGUGAAAUUCUGAGGACAGCAAGCAAAGCACGUUGGAAGAGAUCAGUGUUGCUGCAAACAUGUAUAAUUGAUUGGAAAGAGAGCAUUGCAGAAUCAGCAAGGAGUGGAGUUGAUGGUGAAGAUGAGUUACAUUGGGAUAGUUAUAAUACUUUGAAAGAAGAUAUACACCAAGAGUGGUUGCAGGCUAUUGCAGCCAACAAGUCCAUUCAAAAGGAGAAUACAGGCAGGAGAGCUGCAAAACCAGCAGAACAACGGCAAAAAAUAGCAGAGUCCAUCAAAGCCAAAUGGGCAGAUCCUGAGUACCGGAAAAAUGUGAUGAUUGGAAGGAAGAAGACAGAAAAGUCAAACCACUUGAUGGUGCCUAAAACACGCGUUGCAAUGGAAGACAAAAAGAGAGAAAAGUGCUCAAGACCAAGAAAACAACUGUUAGACAAAAAUUCUGAUCAUAGAAAACAAAAAAAAGCAAGGUCCAUUCAUAAGAAUAAAUUGCAACCACGAUAUUCAGACCCACAGGCAGAGGCCAAAUUACAGAUGAUAAAGAGAAUUCGAGCGCAACGGGCAGACCUGGAACUGGAUAAAAGAGAAGCUACAGAGCGAGCAAUGUUGCUAAUAUCAGAAGCCUUAAAAGCGGCAAAAGCCUUGGAGUCUGCUGCAACUGUCGAUACUUCAGUGCGAACUUUUCUUUUGGAAAUUCGUGGACUCAUUGAUGAGGCCAUGCAUUCAAUGCAAAUCGCAGAAUCUGGCAGUAGUACCAAUACAUCCAUGAUAGAAAGUGUUUUUAACAGACCAACUUAUAGAGCCACUCAUUUUGUGGACAAAUCUGAGGUAGCUGAUGCUGCAAUAGCUGUUUCUGAUGAUAAUAAUGGAGUGCAUCAAAUAUCUGUGACCAAGAGCAGGCAAGAAUAUGAAAACUCUCUGCUUGCAUACAAGUCAGAAACAUACCUAGGAAGCGAAAUAUCAAGAAGCUUAUACCAUGAUUCUCAUGAAUCCAGCCAUCCCAUUUCAUCCCCUAAAAUUGGCCCAUCAGAAGUUUCUGGGUACAUUAAUUCUUGUAUAGGCUCUGAACUUGAGGGAAGAAGUGACUUAGUUAGUGAAGAAGAUGCUAUGUUUUCUGUAGAAAGAAAUUCUGUUGGGCAAAUCGCUACGUUGAUUGAUAAACAGGACAAUCCUGAUUGAAAAGGUGAUACAGAGACUGCAGAGAACAUCCCAAAGGACAUAAUGUCAUCUAUGCUAUGCAAUAUGCCUGGUAUUGAAUACUCAAUGCAUGAUACUGAUGAGAAAUUUGGAGUAACACCUUUCCAGACAGUAAAAUAUGAGAAGAAAAACUUGUUGCGAGGCAGAUUAAUUGAGGUGGAAGAGGAUUAAAAAUGUGUAACAUACCGUUUGUUCUAUUUUUUGAGAGGACAGAUCCAUUAAUUGUUCCAUUUUCUCUAUUGUUUAGAAUCCUUUAUUUUGGAGAAACUGGUGCACUAUGAAAAGAGUUGCAAGA
Cryptomeria japonica (Japanese cedar) is the source of this 2375-nucleotide messenger RNA. RefSeq lists its product as uncharacterized. The record is from RefSeq and is a predicted model, not a curated record. The transcript is spliced from 7 exons. The coding region runs from base 383 to 2062 and encodes 559 amino acids. Lineage: Eukaryota; Viridiplantae; Streptophyta; Pinopsida; Cupressales; Cupressaceae. Gene Ontology annotation, molecular function: DNA binding.